AUGAUUCACGACCACUUGAGGAAUCUUCAAGGACCGCCGAGACAGUCGUACGCAUUUCGCGUUGACAAUCUCAGUUGCAUUGGAGAGUGGGAAGCGCAGGAAGAUAAGGAAGAAGCUAGGGCAGGGUUUGAUAACGAUAAUGAGUGGGAUGAUCAGGAGUAUGCUGACUCAAUGGCAGGUGAACUGCAGGAAAAGGAGUGGCAAGUGAGCAACGCAGGUCCAUUUUUAAUACAAGACGAAGGAAGAGGCACUCAGGGCUUCACCUUUUAUUCGGAAAUGCUGCUGAGUGCACUACAGCGAGACUUUCGCACGAAGGAACCAGACAUUCGAAUGAACAGCGGCACAGGCGCCGAGCCAGACCCACCAGAGCUAGAUGCCAUGGACUACCGAAGCGAGUACUCCAUGAUGAAUGAUGCUCACGGCUCAGCCAACAUAAGCGAUGUGAACAACUGCCACAGUCUGAUGGUGGUAAUUGCGGGCCUUCCGUUUUUCUUUCCCGUGACAAGCAGACCAGUGAGAAAUGGCGAGGAGCUCCUCCUCUCUUACGGACCGCACUACUGGACGGAAAGCCAGUCGACGGAAACCCUGCUGUCGUCAACGUUUCUUCACAUGAAGGCAAUGAUUAACAUGGCAUUUCAGAACAAGAGGGAUGCAAUAGACCAAGAAGCCAGCGUCAGGGAGGGUCACGCUCGGCUGGAAAAAUCUCUCGCAGACGAGAGGGCAGCAGAAGAAGUUUCCCACCUACUGGCACGCCUAGAUUUAUGUGACGACCCGGCAGAGCAGCGUAGCAAAGCGAAGGAAUGGGUAGACGAGCUGAAAGGGCGCCUGGUACAAGAAGGAAGAGGACAGGCUAUAUUUGAGGCGCUGGACAGGGUUACAAGGUCUCUUGCCAAAGAAGGUAAUUUAGAGGAGAUAGUUUCGGAUCUAAGAAGUUUAAAUGAAAUUUUUAGGAGAGAGUACCAGCUUCGCACGUUAGAUUUGAAGACGCAGGUCAAGCGCUCCGAGGAGGCUCGGCGGAAGGCAGAGAGGAAGAUUGCUGAGUUGCAAUUCCAUGUUACGGCUCUUAACAAGAGUUCCCAGCUAUUGGCGUCCAGGAUGGAAAAAAUGCAACUCGAGCUCCAACGCAUGCAUGCCGUUACCUCAAGGCAUCUUGUCGAGAAAGACAGAGCCAUUUGGUCGAAGAGGUUUUGCAACGAGCUUUGCCCCUAUGCGAAAGUGACGGAGCUUCUCGGCGUGCAGGGCCUGCCCGUUCAUGCGACUGAUGUGUGCAAGGCGAGACGAUACCUUUUGGAAAUGAACUUACUAGACCUUCACACGGGCAAGUGCGACCAGUGUGGCUUGCCUUUCGUAAAGGGGCCCCUUGCUCCUCACGGAGAGCAAGAACACUUCUGGCACUGCCGUGCAGAAAGCCAUGACAUAGCUGAGCUCGUUGACGAGGGUGAGAAGCUGGCGAACGGGCAGGGUUUGCUACUGCAGUAUUGCCUCAACCUACUCUCGCGGGACUCAGAAUUGUGCUGGUUUCUCUUUGAGCUGCUAUGUUGCCUAGCUAAGACCUUUGCGCGGCUUCGUCAUAAACACAUAGCGCGACGUGUGCAGUGGAUGCGAUGCCUCCAGAGCGGGGCUACCGUAAAACUGCCUUCUCAGAUUGGUGACAUCCGUGAGGCGCCCUUUCCAAACAAACAGGAGUUUCCACAGCACGACGAGACAGUCUUACAAAUGAAAGAUGAUGAGGUUGAAGAUGGCGAGAUACGACCUCCUGAUGCGUGCACCCGAGUCAAUGCGCCGAACAUCCAGUCAACAGGAAAUGUUAGGGUGGCUACUAAAGGCCACUCACAUUCACAAAGCGGCGACGAUCUUCUAAAUACAACAACAGAAGAGGAGUGCCUCGUCUGCGAUUUCGGAACUGGCAGCGCGUGCGGUUUCGAAUCAAGUGGAUAUGGAAAAGGGUAUGAGCCACUGCCUUCUGGACAGUCAUUCUUCGCCUGUUCCGCCGAGCUGACUGGCACUGCGUACGCAGACUGUGUGGGAUUUGAGUAUGGCCGCAGCAAUCUAAGAUUAGCUGGUGGCCAUACAGUGUCCAGUCUGAAUGAGCACAGGGACGGCAGGCGGGUCUGCGUUUGUGGCGGGAAAGCUGGCUGGGAACGUGCGACCAAACGGUUUCGCUACCUGGCUCCCGUUCCGGAAGAUAGAUGUGUUUUUCGUUUGCAAAGUGGACUAUCAGGAGAAUACUGCAACGUCAAGGCGGAGGGAAGCUUCGAUUUAGAUUCCCUGGUGCUCGAUGUUUUCGAAGAUGACCCUGUCUUCGAUAACACCGACUGGGUGGCGUGGUUACUUGAUCUGGACGUGCUCCGGUGGGCUCUUCCUGGUGACACAGAAGUGGAGAGGCGCAAGCAGGUGCAUUUGCUGGUGUGCAACUUUCCUCUGUUGGUUCACACUGUACAUUCCGUAUGUUACAACAACUGCCUUGGCUUUUCAUUGAUUCCAUCGGCUCUAAACAAAAAUAAUUGGCUGGGAGAAUUUCUUGAGGCGGUUCAUCAGUGCAUCGAAGAAGUUGAAAGCGAAUCAGAAACGACACCGACUAUGUGGAUAUCACGUUUCUUCCGCGCUGUCGAAAACGCACAUAGGGCACUGUCCGCCAUUGAAGAAGAGAGGAAGACUGUAGAUGUUGUAGCGCUUGAGAGGGACCUUGCUCGGAGGCGUCAGCUGCUUCGGCAAGUGGAGGAGCUUCGGGACCGUCACGCUCUUGCAGCUAUCGAAGCUAGCCGGAAAGGCGUAUCCGUUAAUGACAAUGAUCUGCAAGUUGAUGCACUGGAGGAGGGUGAACUGUGGAACGAGAUACACAAGUUGUCUAACGCAGUCAAGACCCAGGUUUCUUUGCAUUUAAACGCUUGGAGGCAGCAGUUGGCAUACUUCAUUGAUACGCGGUACUUGCGUCUUGAGCAAUAUGAACGACAAGAAAUGUUGAAUUUGGAGCGUCUCCGCGCAAAACGCAGCGGAACGCAAGCUAUGCACGACACUGACAGGUAUAUGACGCGAGAGCAAAAGGCUCUAUCUUUUCGAGAAAAAAGCAAAGAAAUGCGCCGCUUUGAGGAUUGGAUUGAUCGAAUAAAAUAUUUUGCUGGACUAGAGGGGGGUAAUGUGCCAGCUGCAGUGAACAGGACGCUAGCAGGUAUUGCAAGGUAUGCAGAUGUGCGACCUGGAACGUGGGAAAGAGAUGUGACACGAAGCUCAACACUUGAGUUGAACAAGGAACUUGACGUCAUUAUAAACUCAGGGGAUGCUGACAACUUACUUGGAAAACCGCUGUUUGACUUGGCGAUGGAUCAGUGGCCCCAACUCAGGAGGCUUGUAGAUAUCGGCAGAAGGCGGACAUUACAGACGGCUAAUUCGCAACUUGCAGAGGCAGCAAAACUCCUUGAAUUUUCUCAUCAGCAAGAGCUCCGGUUGCAACAGCAAGUGCAAGAGCUCCAGGAAAGAGUGCAGCGCCUGCAGCUGCAGCAUCAAUCCAUUCAAGACCCUUCGGAGGAGCUGGUACUUUCUUUAAAUGUGAAUCUCACACUGUUGCCACAGACUUCGCAGUAG
Messenger RNA from Eimeria tenella, 3582 nucleotides. RefSeq lists its product as uncharacterized. NCBI's taxonomy places the organism in Eukaryota, Apicomplexa, Conoidasida, Eucoccidiorida, Eimeriidae. The transcript is spliced from 19 exons. The record is from RefSeq and is a predicted model, not a curated record. Bases 1 to 3582 code for a protein of 1193 amino acids.